CCUGCAGCUCUCUGUCUCUGAAAAGGAGGUUCCCCCUGAGCAGCAGCACUGUGAGCAGGAGUGGAGUCCCAGUCUGGGGCAGAAGGACCCAGAGACCAAACAGAUUGAAGAGGAACAGGAGGAAUUUAGGACCAAUCAGGGGGAAGAGCAGCUUCAAGGGGUGGAGCCUGAUAUCAUGAAGUUCAAAUUCACUCCUUCCUGUGUGAAAAGUGAAUGUGAUCUGGAGGACCCACUUUGGGAUCUGAAACAUUUUGGCACUGUGACCCAUCUAAAGGGUCUCAACAUUCCCUGUGACCCUCCAGAUAAUCAAAACAAUGCCUCCAGCCACAGCUCAGCCAUAAGCAGUGACCCAGUAGGACUUGACAGCAGCCCACCAAUGGAUCUCAACUCACCAUUGGAGAAACACUGUUCCAAACCCAGCAACACGUCUAGAAGAACUCACCACUGCCAUGACUGUGGAGAAACAUAUGCUCUGAAAGCUGACCUGCAGAGACACGUGACUCUCACCAAGAAGAGACUCAGUGAAUGCAGCUUCUGCAAGAAACGCUACAACUCCACCUGUAAACUGAAGGCCCAUGUCCAACUCAUGUCCGACUCUGGUGGUAAACCCUGCACCUGCCCUGUUUGUGGAAAGACCUUCAAAUACAAAGGAGAUCUGUCCAAUCACAUGAGGAUUCACACAGGAGAGAAACCCUUUACAUGUGUGCACUGUGGGAAGAGCUUCAAUCGCAAGGAGCAUCUAACCAGGCAUAAACUGACUCACACAGGAGAGAAACCAUUUAGCUGUGGUGACUGUGGGAAGAGUUUCAAUCGCAAGGAACAUUUAACCAUGCAUAAACGGACUCACACAAGAGAGAAACCUUUUAUCUGUGGUGACUGUGGGAAGAGCUUCACGCAGAAGAUUAACCUGCUGACUCACGUCAAAAACAUCCACAAAGGAUGAAAACAGGAUGAAAACUGAAAGGAAAAAAAAUUACAUUAGAACUAAGAUCUUCUGUCAAAAGAUGGGAAUAAAAAAGCAGGAUGUGAGCAGAGCAACUUCCUGUUGCUCUCAGAUAAUUGGAUGUGAGAAAGUUAUGUAAACAUUUUUCUGAAAUUAAGUUUGAUUUGAAUGAUGAGGUAAUGAUCAAACACUACUGUAGGAAAAUCACAGCUCUGCUGUUCAGUGUCGAUAUUUUCACGUCAUUAUAAGAGGAAUUCUUGAUCGUUUGUUUUGGAAUGUCUCCCAGGGUGAUGACAGGCGAAUGCCUGAAUGAGUGUGCAAAGCUGUCAUCAAAGGAAAAGGGUGGCUACUUUGAAGAAUCUCAAAUGUAAAACAUAUUUAGAUUUA
Messenger RNA from Oncorhynchus kisutch (coho salmon), 1330 nucleotides. Its product is annotated as oocyte zinc finger protein XlCOF15-like. The coding region runs from base 176 to 943 and encodes 255 amino acids. Gene Ontology annotation, biological process: regulation of transcription by RNA polymerase II. The record is from RefSeq and is a predicted model, not a curated record. The transcript has a single exon. Lineage: Eukaryota; Metazoa; Chordata; Actinopteri; Salmoniformes; Salmonidae. Gene Ontology annotation, molecular function: DNA-binding transcription factor activity, RNA polymerase II-specific; RNA polymerase II cis-regulatory region sequence-specific DNA binding.